Molecule: messenger RNA, 819 nt
Organism: Trichophyton benhamiae CBS 112371
Lineage: Eukaryota; Fungi; Ascomycota; Eurotiomycetes; Onygenales; Arthrodermataceae
Exons: 3
Coding region: 1-819 (272 amino acids)
Source: RefSeq, a predicted model, not a curated record
AUGAUAGUUGCUCCUGCCUUGUGGGCGACAAAAUCCGCAGUUCUAGUUCUUUACAUCCGUAUCUUCAGCUCCGUACGAUGGAUAUCCCGGGUCUCCUACGGACUGAUUGUCCUCACGUUCCUCGUUUAUGGUAUCAAUAUCAUUCUGGCUACAGUAUACUGUCUCCCUAGAAACGGGGCUCCUUGGGAUGCCACUGCCUUUGCGAGGUGUGCAGAACCGGUUACUCUUGCUAUAUUUAUCGGAUCUUUUACGGUUCUCGCGGACUUUAUAAUCUUUCUCCUGCCUUUUCCUAUCAUCCGCAAGCUACAGAUGGCCCAAGCGAAAAAAGUUGGGCUGGCGAUUGUGUUUUUGGUUGGCUUUACAACCGUUAUCAUGAGUAUAACUUCCCUUGGUUUCCGGAUUCAAUUGUUUCUUGGUGAAGAUCCAGUAUGGAAUGGACUCUGUAUUUCACUUACAACGUUCGCAGAGUUAUUUGGAACAGUUAUCGUGAGCUGUGCACCGGCUAUAUAUUCAUUCUGGCUGAAUAUUGUACAGCCCAGCACAGUAUAUUCCACCCUUCGAUCAAGGCUGCUUAUAAGCAAGACAAAGUCCAACCCAGACAACCAGUUUGCGGAUGAAGAGAGGAUUGAGUUGCCGUCAAAGCUGAGAAACGGCCAUGACAGCUGGCCAGGUGACUCCGUAGAUGGCCUUGGAGGCAAGACAGGACCCUUCACCAGGAUUUACUCGUCCUCCUCUUCCUCUAUUCCGAUGAAAAAUGCCAUCUCCAAAGCAAUCCAUAUAUCCCAGAGUCAAGCUGGACCAGAUACACCACCACAUUAA